Molecule: messenger RNA, 1168 nt
Organism: Helianthus annuus (common sunflower)
Lineage: Eukaryota; Viridiplantae; Streptophyta; Magnoliopsida; Asterales; Asteraceae
Product: zinc finger protein GIS2
Exons: 4
Coding region: 187-936 (249 amino acids)
Molecular function (GO): zinc ion binding; nucleic acid binding
Source: RefSeq, a predicted model, not a curated record
AAUAUAUUAUUCACAAAAGGAUAUAAUUGCAUAUUGUGAAGGUCGAGAAGGAAAAAACCCUAAAUUUCGUUCUUCUCUCUCUCUCUCUUCGCACUUGCGGAACGAACGACGAUUUGAAGAACCAUCAUUCAUUCAGGGUGGUGGAGGCAGCAGUCGUAGAGGUGGGUGGUUGGUUGGGAUUUGAAAAUGAGCUUAGACAGCAGGAGCAGGAGCAGAAGCAGAAGCAGGAGCAGGAGUCCCAUGGAUCGCAAGAUGCGUACCGAGCGCAGCUCUUAUCGUGAUGCUCCAUACAGGAGGGAUUUUCGUCGGGGUUACAGCCAAAGCAAUCUGUGUAAGAAUUGCAAAAGACCGGGUCAUUAUGCGAGGGAAUGCCCUAACGUGGCAAUUUGCCAUAACUGUGGACUUCCAGGGCAUAUUGCAUCAGAAUGUAGCACCAAGUCUCUAUGCUGGAACUGUAGAGAGCCUGGGCACAUGGCGGGGAACUGCCCAAAUGAGGGCAUCUGUCACACAUGUGGGAAGACAGGACACCGUGCUAGAGAAUGCACCACUCCUCACCUGCCACCUGGUGACACGAGGCUAUGCAACAACUGCUACAAGCAAGGCCACAUAGCAGCUGAUUGCACCAAUGACAAGGCCUGCAAGAACUGCAGGGAGACUGGCCACCUUGCUCGAGAUUGCACAAAUGAUCCAGUGUGCAACUCCUGCAAUGUAGCAGGCCAUGUUGCUAGAGAAUGCCCAAAGGGAAGUAUGGUUGAUGAUAGAGGGGGUCCACGUGGUGGCUUUCGCGACAUUGUUUGCAGGACCUGCCAGCAAGUUGGGCAUAUGAGCCGUGAUUGUGUUGAUUUGAUUAUCUGUCACAACUGUGGUGGAAGAGGCCACCUGGCAUACGAAUGCCCUUCUAGUAGGCUUAUGGAUCGCUAUUCAAGGAGGUACUGAUGGUAACACGGUCUACGCUUGAGUUUCGGGUAAGAUGAUUGAUUAGUAUUCUGAACUUUUUAUUUUGUUUGAGUAUGAGGUGAAUGAGUGAAUCGUGUUGAUCGGGCAUUGUAGCUUGAUGUGAUUGCUGUAGGUUUAUUUUAAAUAGAGUAAUUCACGUACUAAUAAUAAUGAUGUUUAAGACUUGCAAUGUUAUUUGGGAGAAACAUAUUUGUAUACGUGAUUGUUGUCA